AUAGCGUUCCUUUUUUUUUUGAACUGAAAUAGCGUUCCUUCUUUCUCCUCCCUAAUCAUAUCACUGUCUCAAAGCAACUGUUAAAAAAGUCCAAUCAUCUUCAAGUAGCGAAGAUAUUCCAUCCACUUAUCAAGUUUCAGCUCAAAUUAUGAUUCAACACUCUUAAUUAGUAUAUGGAAAGUAUAUCAAACGCCCAUUACAGCCGUUUCUAAAAAUUCUCAGUCCAAUCCUAUAAAUGUACUAUCAUAUUGCAGACUGUAGAUUGGAAGAAAGAAGAAGUCCUCCGAGCAUUUUGCCUGCAAGAGGAGCUGCGGAAGCGCAAGGUUGUUCAGGAGGUCAGGAUCAUUCCUCAUAAAUCAUCCAAAAGUACUCAAGUUUUAUGUGCGGUACGAAGCUCUGCUUCAUGUGGUUUAGUUCUUGAAUAUUGCAUUAGGAUUGAUCUCAAUACAUUAUGAUAGUCAUGCAGAGGAAGAGAACUGAGAGAAAACACUUGAAAGAAGAAUGAAGAUGGUGACCUGAACUCUCAAACACCAUCCAUCACACAAUUAUCGUAAGAAGAGAAAAGGUUAAAGAGGUGAGAGAGAGUGAGGUCGCUUAGAUUUUGUACGGGAUGGAUUCAUUUAACAAUGCCACCUUCCCAGAAUUUAAUAUAAUGUCCUCUCUCUUUCUCUCUCCGACUCCACUCUCUCUCCCCCUCUUCCUUUUUCGUUUGAGUUUCACUUUUUUCUCUCUCUCUCUCUCUCUCAAAAACGAGGAACAUGGCAGAUUGGGGACCAGUUCUGAUAGCCGUGAUCCUAUUCGUAGUGCUAACACCGGGGCUUCUUUUCCAGAUUCCGGCGGGAGGCCGAGUUGUCGAAUUCGGGAAUAUGCAGACGAGCGGCGCUUCUAUUCUCGUCCACGCUAUCAUCUUCUUUGGUCUCAUCACUAUCUUCACCAUCGCCAUCAACGUACACAUCUAUUCCGGUUAACUGUGUUAGCUGAGCUUAUUACUUGUUUACGGAAAGUCUUUUCUUCUCCGCUUCUGUUUGUGCUUUCUAGUUUUUCAAAAAUUGAUGUAAGAUCUGGCAUUUUCGGAUACAUGUGAAUAUAAUCAAAAUUUUCGUAUAUGAUAUAAAAUUCAUUUUGGUA
Brassica rapa (field mustard) is the source of this 1128-nucleotide messenger RNA. RefSeq lists its product as uncharacterized. The record is from RefSeq and is a predicted model, not a curated record. NCBI's taxonomy places the organism in Eukaryota, Viridiplantae, Streptophyta, Magnoliopsida, Brassicales, Brassicaceae.